AUGGGUUUCGUAUACAUGGUUCUUUUGAAGCCUUCUGAAAUACGCUUUACAAAGAACUUACUCGCAUCGGAAUUCGAUAACGGAAUUUCCCUCUCGGAGACCUUUACUCAAAUAAAGAAUGGAGAAAUUCUCUUGGAGGAUGUUCCUGCAAUAGAAGUUGUUUUCUAUUCCAAGAAGUGGGAAUGGUUUACUCUAAACAACCGGCGACUGUGGGUUUUAAAAGAGCUGGAAAAGAUUGGUAAAUGUCGCUAUGUGAAAACUAAGAGAAUUGAGUACCUGGAAAAUACCUUUGAGUAUCCCGUCUUGCUCUAUGGUUCCGCAGCUCUGGCAGAAAAAAGCCGUACGUUCACGUGGAAAGGUGACAGCUUGCAAAUCACAACACGGAGAACUUCGUCAAAAGAGGUCGAAAUUUACCAUGAAGAGGAUGAAAGGAAAACCCGACAAGAUUUUCAAAAGAGAGAGAGCUAUUCACAUCCCAAUGAAAAAAGCGUUCAGUAUUGUGGCAGCCGUAAGAUAAGACGUAGACGAUGUAACAAGCGUUAUCACCCAUACGGCAGACACAAAGAGCGACGUGUGAAAAGAGAAUUGUAUGCUGGCACCACUGUUUGCAUUCGACGGCAAAGUGUUGACAGCUUAGAAGAACGGAGUCGCAGCCGCCGAAAUUCUGAGACGUCAGAGUUUUCAAGUUCAGAGUACGGUUUCCAUUUUAGUUACACCGUGUGGAAUAAAAAGAGGCAAGCAUUUUUACAACGUGUCUACUGCGUUCGCACUGGCCGUUUGAGGGAUCCAUCGCGAUUUGUAGAUGUCUUGUAUACAUGUGGCGUUUGUUUUAAGAGCUUCCAGUCCAAAGUCAGCCUGAAUCAGCACAGUGAAGAGCUUUUCCACUGGGCCUGUGUACGAUGUGGAAGGUUUUUCGAAAGUCACACCGCUCUUGGACAGCACAAACUUGCUUUGAACCAUACAGUGUAAACGCACAAUACUUUAUAUUUGUUUGGUUAUUUUGGUGAGACUGACAGAUAAGUCUAAACGUUAACUCUGUUGUUACUUGGAAACUGCUAGCU
Stylophora pistillata is the source of this 1061-nucleotide messenger RNA. RefSeq lists its product as uncharacterized. NCBI's taxonomy places the organism in Eukaryota, Metazoa, Cnidaria, Anthozoa, Scleractinia, Pocilloporidae. The record is from RefSeq and is a predicted model, not a curated record.